GAGAGAGAGAGAGAGAGGCGCGCCCUAACGGAUGCUCCUGUACACGCUAGUUUUUGGUUGUCCGCUCGCUCGUGCGUCUCCGAGCCGGUUUCAGCACUACACUCAAUGGGAACAGCUCUCGCUUGGUUUGACUCAGUUCUGUGACAUUCGGGAAAGACGCGUCGAGAUCCCCGCGUGCGUUAACGGGAGUGAGUCUGUGGGGAAAGUCGGACCGCAUGCUGGAGCUUCGGCUCGUCACGGACUUACUUGCAGACGCCGAAGCUCGCACAACCGUGCGCCGGCUCUGACGCGUGAUGGCGGAGUGCGGGCGGAGGGCGCUGUCGCUGCUCGAAGCGGCCCGCUCCCGCUACGAGAGCUUGCAGAUUUCGGACGACGUGUUCGGGGAGUCGGGAGACGACAGCAGCGAGAACCCGUUUUACAGCACCACCGGAGACUCCAACUCGGACAGCUGUGCGGAGGCGAGCGGUGCAGGGGCCGGAGGCACGCGCGCUCCUCCUCCCGGCUCGGCCUCUGCUGGACACGCGGAGCUGAAAGAGGGAGAAGAGGAGGAUGGAUGGAAUGAUGCGUUACAGGACACCGACACCCCACACUAUAAAGACACACACGGUCCUACACAGAAAAUGCCGGCCACUGCCACAGCCAUGGAUUUCUUCCAGCUCUUCGUACCUGACAACGUCAUUCAGAACAUGGUGACUCAGACCAACAUGUACGCUAAGAAGUACCAGGAACGCUUUGGCAGUGACGAAGGCUGGACCAACGUGACAGCGGCUGAGAUGAAAGCCUUCCUGGGCUUCGUGAUCUCCACCAGUGUGCACCGCUGUGAAUCCGUCCUGAGCAUCUGGAGCAGUGGCUUCUUCAGCAACCGCAGCAUAGCACUCAAGAUGAACCAGGCACGCUUCGAGAAGAUCCUUAAAUACUUCCAUAUCGUGGCCUUCCGUUCAAGCCAAGGUGGUAAUCAGGGCCUUUACAAGAUCCAGCCCUUCCUGGAUUCACUGCAGCAGAGCUUCAGCUGUGCCUUCCGGCCCUCACAAACACAGGUUCUGCAUGAACCCCUGAUCGAUGAGGACCCUGUGUUCAUCACCACAUGCACUGAGAGGGAGCUGCGAAAGAGGAAGAAGAGGAAGUUCAGCCUGUGGGUGCGACAGUGCAGCUCUACUGGCUUUAUCUGUCAGAUUUAUGUACAUCUGAAGGAGGGUUCUGGUCCAGACGGCCUCGACACACUGAAAAACAAACCACAGCUCCACAGUCUGGUGGCCAGGCAGCUCUGUCAGAACCUGUCUGGACGUAACGCCAUCAUUUUCACCGGCCCCAGCAUCACCAGUCUCAGCCUGUUCCAGGAGUUUGAGAAUCAGGAUAUCUACUGCUGUGGGCUGCUAAGCACCAGGAAGAGCGACUGCACCGGUUUGCCUGCAUCCAUGCUGCGUAACCCUGAGGGCCCUCAGCAGCGCGGCCAGUCCCACAUCAAGAUGAAGGGCAACAUGUCGCUCAUCAGCUGGUACAACAAGGGCAACUUCAGAUUCCUCUCCAACGCCUACUCGCCUGUCAAGCAAGGUGUGAUCAUUAAGAGGAAGAGUGGAGAAAUCCCGUGUCCUCUGGCUGUGGAAGCUUUCGCCGCACACCUGAGCUACAUCUGCAAAUACGAUGACAAGUACAGCAAGUACUUCAUUUUCCACAAACCCAACAAGACGUGGCAGCAGGUCUUCUGGCUCACCAUCAGUAUCGCCAUCAACAACGCCUACAUCCUCUACAAGAUGUCUGACGCCUAUCACGUUAAACGUUACAGCCGUGCCCAGUUCGGUGAGAGGCUCGUCAAGGAGCUACUGGACUUGGACGACUGCUCACCUACAGAGUGAAGUGACCGCAUGCUGUCUCUCUCACACACACACACACACACACACAAUCAUGCAUAGACAGUGACAGCUACCAAGCUGGGGCUGUCAGGCUCACGAUAAUGACGUUUCCACUCUAUCUGUGACAAAUCAAAGCCGUGCCAAGUGUAUUUAAAAUCAGCAGUCCUCACAGCCUCUCCACGAUACACCUCCCUCCUCCAGUCCAUCACAGGACCCUGUAUAUAAACCAUUCCACUGUCUUUGUGUGUCUUUCUGCUGCAUGAUGAAUGUGAGUGUACCACCCUGUAAAUGUGUAAUGAUUUUUAUGACAUAGUGUUUGUGUAGUCUGAACCCUGUGAUGAACCGUUUUGUGGAUUUGCUCCUGUAGGUCUCAAGGACAACUUGCAGCACUGAUUUAAAAACAAAACAAAAAACGAUGUACCCGCAGCGAUGAACAUUCCUGAGUGGAAAUCAAGAAUGUAGUGUCAUUUACAUUCAUCGAAACGGAAGCGGCAAAGUCUUCCAAAAAAUUCAUUAGAAAUCUUGUUAAUUUUGCUUCACUUUGCUCUUACAGUUGAGUGCAAAAGUUUGUAUACCCUUAGUACUAAAGGAGGAUGAUUUAUAGCAGGAAGACAUUGAGUGUAUCACAUUGCACCUUUUCUAAAGGGUGGCAAAUAGUGUAUGUUCGGAUUUUAUUAUUGUAAAGAAAAAUAGUAUCUCCCUUCCCUUGUUUCAACCCUUUACAGCUGCCUCUAGUCUCUUUCAUGUGCUCUGAUUUUAAUAUUUGACUCCCCAUCCUGAAAAAUCUCUACUGGCCAGUCUUUGUCCAUUCUUUUGAUAUAUAACCUCUGCAUACCAAUGUAAUUUGUUUUGGAGGAGAAUUCUUAAGGUAUUGUGAAACAAAUUUUCCCAUAAGAAAUAAUGCAAUCCGUUCCAGCCUCCCAAAAAUAUUACUAAUAUUACCAAGGGUCAAGGGUCCUCACAGGAAGUCGUGCCACCACCAAGCUUGGGCCACCCAAAUAAACGUGUGAAAAAUAACGUAGCUUUUGUACUGCAGGCCGAAGGUAACGUUGGUAUCGUGGGUUGACUCUUUCGAAACAGCUUUUGCUGACUGAAAAACAUUCAUAAAAUUCAUAAACUCACUCCGCUUGGCUUUCCACGUUUUGAACGGCUCCCGGAACGUGUCCGCAAAGCAUUCGUUUAGCUCUCCCCAGUGCAAAAAAUUCUUAAAAAUUGCAAUUUUUUCUUUAGAAAAUUUCGAUUUUUAAGGUGAAGGGAGGAUAUUCAUACGCUGAGGUUCCACUGUAUCUGUUAAAAUUCGGUCAGAUCUCACAGCCUUUAUUUAAAUCAGGUCUGAUUGCCAGGUCACGGAGUUUACUCAAACUAUAAUCUGUUCAUUUUUUAACUUAGAUUUUCAUUUAUAUAAUUUCACAUGUGCUGAGGUGCCAACAUUUAGAGUUAAGCCAUAACGUUUAUUUGGUUCUUCUUUUAUUUUUUCCCCCUGGGCAAGACUGUGAGAUAUCUUUGGUCAGUAAAAAAUAGAUAAAGUGCUUAUUUCUUGGAGAGAAAAACAUCUUCCUCAUCCAGUGACAAACACGCAGAUUGUUUGUUUAUUUCUCUCGCUGCCUGCUGGGAUUUUCUUGUCAGUAAUGUUGGCACCUCUGUGUACAUUUAUUUUGAACAUACCCAGAAACCAGAGGGGUAUACAAACUUUUGCAUUUAACUGUACAUCUUUAUUUAUUCCACUGAAGGUCUUUUCCUGAUUCAGGCUGAUAUAAAAAAAUAUGGUCACAUGGGAGUGAACUAUAAAAAAAAAAAAGAAGAAGAAGAAGAAGAAGAAGAAGAAACACAUGCACUUUCCCUCUCGAUUUUUUGCACUUUGGAUUCCAAGGGAAAUGUAUAAAAACAGACCAAAAUGACAUGAUGACUCCAAAUAAACGUGUAACCGAAUUCGUCACAUCCACCAAGAGGAAUUCAUGUUAUGAUUUCCUGCAGCCGGAGGAUAAGAAGUGUGUGCUCCUCAUUUCAUUAGCAUUCUGCACAUUAUCAUCCUUUAUUUAUGCUUUGAGGAAUUUGAAUGCAGGAGCGCGUGAGUGUAAAUGAGAAGAUUGUAAAUAGAUGUUACUGUGUUGUGUGUACCAUUGAUGUAAGUGUGAUGUUAGACUGAGUGAGGAGAUCAGGGGAUGGAUUCCUGCCCGUCAUCUGACUGCCUGGAAAGUGAGCGAAGAAGAUGGUAAAAGGUUUCGACGUGGCAACGAGACGCUUCUCAGAUUUCAAAAUGACUCAUUUAACCCAUCACUUCGGGUUGUCUGAGCUGCUCUGAUGAAACAUUCUGGCAGGAAUAUGGAUGGAUAUUUGCUCACUAAACACAGAAGUGAUGGAUGAUGUUUUCAUAGUGGCUAAGAAAUGUAUUAUAACAAAAAAUUUUCAGUAACACUUUGCUGGAAGACAUACAUUGUAGGACACAGGACGAGAUUUCACCACUGGAUUAUUUUUGUUGUUGUAAGUUAUAGCUGCUUGAUAGACAUUAUGUGCUGAAAAUGAUUUCAUUUGGUGUGUAUAUGGGGAUGUGGUAGCUUUGUGGUGAAGGUUUUGGACUCAGAAGAUUGUGAGUUUGAAGCCCAGGAUCACCAAACUGCCACUGCUGGGCCCCUGAGCAAGGCCCUAAAGCCUCAGUGAGAUAAAAACGGAAGUCAUUCUGGAUAAGGGUGUCUGCCAAAUGCUGUAAAUGUAUAUAUUUAAUGCUGAUGCACUGCACCUUGAUGCUAUAUUGUGCAUUUGUGAAUCUCACUACACACAUUGGUCAAAUCAUCUGCUUGACGGAUGAACAGUCUUGAAUGGACAGAUUAAUUAGCAUGCAUGAGAUGCAAGAAAAUACCACAAGAGUAAAUAACUGGGAACUUCAAACACCAACAAAUACAUUAAUCUUCCUUAAUCUGAAUUUAUAUACGAUUUUACCAGCUAACUAGCCACACAUUUCUAUAUUUAAGUUCAACAUUGGAUCAUCAGGCCAAUAGGUUUUCAUAUGUACAUUUUUCUAGAAAUUUCAUGCAGCAGUUAUGGUAUGCAAUGAAAUAACCAUUCUGCUCCUGGCCUUCAGAAAAGUGUUACUGAAGAUUCACUAAUGAGUAAAAAAAAAACUAAAAGCAAUGUUGUAAUGCUGCUGCGUACGCACUUGUAGUUCUGCUUGUCGUUUCUUCCAUAUCACUGUGCGACGGUCACAUACGACACUGACCCCCUGACUGUGCGUCAGAUGGAUGCCAAAGGAUUGCUCAAGCACUUAAUGUUGGAAGGCAAAUAAGUAAUAAGUGGAAAAAGGAAGCAGAUUUGUCUAAACACCAGAAAGCAGCUCUGUCACACACCAUCGCUCUUGAAGCUCUGGACUGAGAACUUACUGAAGCCAUGUUAAAUCACUUCUCAGCUGUUUUUCCACGUUACGGUUACUCUGGAGCUGUUAACUGCAUCACUGCUUUCUUGCUGUCAUCACCCUGCUCCUUCUGUCCCACGGCCAGCUCGAUAGUGAGGAAAAGAAACAGCAUGCUGAGAAGAGGCCGAUAAAAGUGGUGCAUGCUUUCUUCACGGUCAGUCUGAAUAAAGUAAGAUGAUGUAUGGUGUAUAAUUAAACAUAUUUUCUAUCUGUAUAUUUUUGUUGAAGGCAAAAUGAUUGUUUAAUCUUUUUCUAAAUGUCUUCUUUUGAUAUACUAUGAACAGUAGUAGAGGUGUAGACAUGACCGUUUUGUAUUCCUGACUUUGAAGGAAUCGUGACCUGCCCUGUCCUUACCCGUGCCCAAAAAAAAAUUCCCACCCGUCCUCCUGGCUCCCAAAAAGAACUGUGACCCACCCUAUCAAAUCUCAAAGGAAUGCUAUCUAAUCUUACAUACUAUUAAAGGAAUUCUGACCAAAAAGCCACUUCUCCUGCCCACACCCAAAUAAAAUGUGAUCAAUUUUUCCCUCUACCGAAGGAAUUUAUCAAUCCUUCCUGCUCCAAAAAGAAUUCAUACACACCCUGUCCAGUGCUGAAGGAAUUCUGACCCAUAUCACCAAGUCCGAAAUGAAUUCAAAAAACAAUCCCACCUGCUCCCAAAGGAAUUCCUGCGCAUUCCUGAAGGAAUUCUGACCAAACUCACUGAAGAAAGAAUUCUGACCAAUGCCACAUACUCCUGAAGGAAUUCUGACCAAUCCCACCUACUCCUUAAGGAAUUCCUGCUCACCCCCAAAGGAAUUCUGACCAAUCCUGCCCACUCUUGACACACCCCCUGUCUCCUGAAGUUAUCCUGACCACACCCACUCACUCCCAAAGGAUUUCUAUCCAAUUCCAUCCAGUUGAUGGGGUUUCCACACCCUCCAAAAGAAAUUGUGACUGAUCCUGCCCCUUUCACAAAAAAAAAAAAAAAACCCACCUACCCCUAAAGGAAUUGUAACAGAUCCUGCCCCAUCCCUCAGGAAUUCUGACUAAUCUUACCCAUGUACAUCCUGUUGUAUCCAACACCCUCAUGUUAAUGAAGACGUGAGCAUCAUUUUAUGAUUUCCUGACGUACACCUCGAACACCAUGAGCGCUUUAUUACUAUGACUGCACUCUGUACACAUUGAGAUCUUUCAGGAAUUAGACGGUUCACUGUUUUUCCCAAAUUAGUUAUAACUCUGUUUAUUUUCUUGCCAGUUAAUUCAUGUUGAAAAGUUUUAUACCAGAAUAAAUUGCUGUAAUUAGGAACUGGUUAAACCACAGAAUUGUCAGAUUGCACCUUAUCCUAGUCCUCAUUUUAAUCCAUCGGAUGGAUCGUGGCUUUCAUUUCACUCAAUUACACAGUUUUUGCACUGCUGACCAACUGAAUGGCCAACGAUCCAACACACAGGCAAGUGCCACUAAUGUUUAUUUCCUGUGAUGCAACACAUGGUCUGAAAACAUGAAUGAAAGGGUUUAUGGGGUUAGAACCACACCUUCCUCUCUCUGUACUGUUCAGACAGAGGCUCAGGCGUAGAGAAUGGACUCCACCCGUAGGACGUUACUCGUGACUCUUUCGUCCUUGUGAGAGCUUAGUCUUGAGAAACCUCAGGGUUUUGUAAGUACAGUGAUGUACUGCAGUGCAAUAGAUAGGUGGAGGAGGACAGCAGGAUUAAUAUCGCUGGAUGGGGUGCUUUUUAAAACCAUGCUUAAUGCUGGUGAAAACUCUUAAGACUUGCAAAUAUUGCUUGAUGAACCCUGUACCUGUAGAGAAGCCAAAGCUCAUCUUCAUAGGCUGCUGAUUACUCGAGGCAUGCGAUUCUAGAUGCAUGUGCAGUUGACGGGCAAAAGCUGACAUGUCAGCAUCUGAAGAGGAAAACAUCUGUACAUCAUUAUUAGAAUUUGUUCAUUUUUAAGACCUGAUCAUUUACAUCGGACCAAAUCUCAAAGAAAAUGAUAGACAAGAGCAUUGUACAUAAUCCUGAUCUAUAAAUUCUCACAGCAGUAAAUGACUGUAGUGACUCUAGUGUGUGUGUGUGUGUGUGUGUGUGUGUGUUGCUGUAAAGACCUCUCGUGUCUUCGCAUUGUGAAUGAUUGUGAAAGAAUCUGUGUGCAAAUGUUCUGUGUAAUUUUCACCCAAUACCUUGCACCACUCUGGUUCUAGCUUUCCUUCACCCCUUUUUCUCUUCACCUUUGCCAGUGUAACUUUACACUAAUUUGCACACAAAUAAAUGGACAUGACUCUUU
Molecule: messenger RNA, 7519 nt
Organism: Hemibagrus wyckioides
Lineage: Eukaryota; Metazoa; Chordata; Actinopteri; Siluriformes; Bagridae
Gene: pgbd5
Product: piggyBac transposable element derived 5
Exons: 7
Coding region: 294-1853 (519 amino acids)
Biological process (GO): non-replicative DNA transposition
Cellular component (GO): nucleus
Molecular function (GO): transposase activity
Source: RefSeq, a predicted model, not a curated record